ACGAUCCGGUUCGGUGCGGUCUGGUGAACGCUGCGCUCAUCCAUCCGUCGCUAUCGUCAUUCGUCGUCGUCGCGUAGUCGUCACGGACGGUUGAUCUGUUAUACACACAUGAUCAUAUCGGUUUUUAAUUUUUUUAUUUUUAUCGUCGAGAAUACACCGCGGUAUGUUUUUUAACGACCCAUCGUAAUUUUAUUUAUUUACACUGCACUAUUAUAUUAUUAUUAUUAUUAUUUUAUCACUUUUCGCGCGUCGAUCUAUUCUACUUGUCGACAUAUAUGUACAUGACGACGUACUAGGCAUAUAAACGAUCUUGUUUUGAACACCGCGCAUAAUUCGAUUUAGUUCGAUAAUUGAAUAUUUCUUAUACGAUUUUUCCGACGCACAUCUCCUCGGAUCGGACGUGAGUUAUUUGUUUUUUCGUUUUGGAGUGACAUCAAAAGUUUAUCGCCUGCAUACCCUUGGAACCAGCAUUCGUGUAUGACUCGACUUCCCCCCACCCAAUCCACGUCGACAUGAGUAGAGGCAGUAGCGACGAUGGAGGUGGCGGUGGUGGCGACACAGACGCCGGUCGAAGCGACGAUGAGCGUUCGCUGUCCAGUGAGAGUAGCGGCGUUGGCGGCGUCGACAUCGGCGACGGUUGCCGAAGCCGUAGCAGUAGCGCAAAUAGCAAUAAUAACAACGGAAAAAAAGACACGAUCGCGACUGUCGACGAAGGUGUUGGCAUCAUCGGCGCGGGUUUAAACAGUAGUUUUAGCUUUUUCGAGCUUCCUGCCAACGCAGCUGCUAUGCCCUACAACUUAGAGUUGCGGAACGCUGGUGCGGGCGGCGUAUGGACCAAGACCCAGCUUUCCAAAGGCGUCAAGUACGGACCGUUCCUGGGUAAAUGGGGCCCGAAGCCGGUGGAUUUGCGGUUUGCUUGGGAGGUUCGUAUCGCCGGGUACUCUGGAUAUUUGGACGGCACAAUCGAAAUCUGCAAUUGGCUGAAAUUCGUUCGGUCCACGAACGAUUGCAAUAGACAAAACGUCCGAGCGUUCUUGUUGGCCGGACAGAUAUUUUACGAACUGACGCAAACAGUCAAAGCUUCAGAAGAAUUGUUAUUGGGCAAGAGAGAGCCGCUGAAUUUGGACGCGGCAUUUGGAGAAUUAAUGACGGCGUCCGCAGAGGAUCGGAGUGAAAGAGACUCAGUUGUCGCGUCGCAAAACUCGCUGGGUUCGAUCGACGGCGACGGAGACGUGGACGUGGACGCCGAAGAACCGGACGAAGACGAUCAAAACCGGUGCAUCUUGUGCGAGAAGUGUUUUCCCGACAUCGAACAGCUCGACGAUCACCUGGUUUCCGGUCACCACUACAAGGCCAAUCAAUACGGGUGCGAGCUGUGCCCACAGUCGUACAGUUGGAAGCCGUGCCUGAUCCGGCACCUGGCUCUGGCCCACAGCCGAAAGUUCACUUGUGAGACCUGUUCAAAGGUGUUUAGCGACCCGAGCAACUUGCAGAGGCACAUCCGGACCAAUCACGCGGGCGCCCGGUCUCACGCCUGUUCCGAGUGCGGCAAGACGUUCGCCACAUCCAGCGGGCUGAAGCAGCACACGCACAUCCACUCGAGCGUGAAACCGUUCCAGUGCGAAGUCUGUUUCAAGGCUUAUACUCAGUUCUCGAACCUCUGCCGACACAAGAGGAUGCACGCCGAUUGCCGCAUGCAAGUCAAGUGCGAUCGGUGCGACCAGUCGUUCAGCACGGGCACGUCGCUGUCCAAACACAAGCGAUUCUGCGAGUCGAACCCGUCGCCGGAACCAUCGCUAUUCAGGAAGUCCGGUCCCGCGACAGCCGGUGGCAACGGAGGCAUACCGUCACUGCAACAGCAACAGGAAUCCGGGGCCGCAGCCGCCGCGUUGGGAUCGUCGUCUCUGUCCGUGUACCCGCGGUUCCCGCCGUACCCGCCACACCCGCUCGUUCACCCGUUCUACUUUCAAUCGGCGGCCAACGGGUCGCUGCCUCCACCGCCGUUGUUCUUGACGCCGUUUAGCCCGUUCAGUCAGUUGGCGCCCAAGUUGAACAUGGACAUGCUGUCCAGCGCCGUUGAGGUGUGCAACUACCGGUUUAAGAGAUCGGCCGCCGACGCCGAACUCGGCGAGACGCCGGCCAAACGCUCGUCGUCGUUCAACGCCGGCCAGAAGACGCCGCCGCCGCAGCCGCCCACGUCAUCCGGCGUGGCUGCACUGAUGGGUUCGAGCAAGACGUCGCCGCUGGUCGGCGAAGAAGCGUCUUCCAACCAGCGACCGUCGCCGGCGCGCCCCAGCGCCACGUAUCCCGACCCCAAGGUUCACGUCAAGCGGAAGCGGUCCGGGGACGAGGACUGCAGCCCGUGCGACCUGUCCGUCAACACGGAUAUACUGUGCGGCGGCGGCGCCGGAAGUGGUUCGGCGGACGAGCUCAUGAUGGACGAGAGCGUGAGCGAACGUCGGUCGUCCGACGAAGACGGAUCGCCGUGCCGAUCGGCGGACCAGCCGCUCGACCUGUCCGUGACAAAAGCGCAGCGCCGACGAAAAAAGUCUCCGUCGGCCGUUCGUCAAGCACCUCCACCGCAGUCGCGGGACGAUAGCCCGCACGCCGAGCAGCGCGGUCGCAAACGAUCGCCGCCGUCGUCGCCUCCUCCGCCUCAACCGCUGCCUCCGCCACCGCCACCACCGCCGGCUCAGAGACCGUCGUCGUCGUCGCCGUACUCGGUCAGCAAUCUGAUGGCCUACCCCAAACCGCUGUACUUGGAUUCCAUUUACCCAGCGGCGCUGUCCGGGUUCGCCGAGAGCCAGCUGCAGCACAUGCAGGCGCACCAGCCUUUCGGACCGUCCGCCGUCCGGCCGCCGUUCGCGUUCAUGUCCAGCACGUCGCCAGCCAUCGAACACUUUCUCCGCCAGCCCAUGCCCAACUACUCGAAAUCGUACCAGGAUAUCAUCCAGCAGCACCAGAACCACCAGGCGGCGGCGGUGGCAGGACACCAGCAGCAGCAACAGCACCACCACCACCAACAGCAGCAGCAGCAUCAACAGCACGUCAAAUCAAAGGACAGGUACGCGUGCAAAUACUGCGGCAAGGUGUUCCCGCGCAGCGCCAACUUGACCCGGCACGUGCGCACGCACACCGGCGAACAGCCGUACCGGUGCGCGCACUGCGAACGGUCGUUCAGCAUAUCGUCCAACCUGCAGCGGCACGUGCGCAACAUACACCGGCAGGAGCGCAACUUCAAAUGCAAUCUUUGCAACCGACGGUUCUCGCAGCAGACCAACCUGGACCGGCACGUCAAGAAGCACGAGGCGGACGACGGCACGGCCGUGGGCACGGUCACCAGCAGCUCGGCGAGCAGCGUCGACGAGAAGGAGGACCCCAGGCUGUUCGAGAUCCGGAGCUUCAUGAAGAAGGUGAGCGACCACGGGUCGGCGGCCGAGAUGCAGAACAACAACGUGGUGGUGGACCCGUGCGGCCUGCAGCAGCCCGACAACAGCCUGCAGCAGUACGCGGCCCACUUAUGACCCGUGGCUCCGCCGCUCUACCUGAAUUGGGCCCGUUAACGGGCCACACGGCACGGGGCCCUUCGCAGAGCUCAAAUUUUGCGGCGGCGGCGUCGUCGUCUCCGUCAUGGCACAAUAAACACGUACGAUAAUGUACGGUUGUAUCGUCACCAAUCUCCGAGUACCUACCUCCACACACGCGCGCGCGUGCACGCAUAUUUUAUUAUACAUAUUAUUAUUAUUGUAAUUAAAUUAUAUUAUAUAAACUAUAAGGUCUCCGCCGUCCCUCUCCCGUCGUCCGUUCCUCCAAUUAUCGUUUAUAUUAAUUACUUAUUGAUUUCGUCGUCCGGAAGGAAGUGUGCGGACGGUCGCUGGCGCCGCCGCUGCACCAAAGCUGUAUUUUGUUCUCCGCUUGUUUUCCCACUCGAUUCGCCUUCGACUAUGAAUUGAUGUAGUAUAACGAUCAUCGUACACUUCUAAGCUAUACACGAAAUCAAGUCGCUGUCGUCGGAUGCCUCGUAACAAUAUUUAUACAUAAAUAAUAUACGCUCAUCGCGUCCGCCCGACAUCCGGUCGGACGCCAUAACCCCCCCCCCCCCCAUAUAUAGUAAUAAAUUGUUUAGGUACAUCGAGUUAAUUCAUCAUUAACUACUGUCGUCGCCACAAUUAACGUAGUGAUUCCGUGACACUGCCGUCGCCGUGUUUCGUUUGCUGCUACCGGCCAUCAUGAUAAUAUCAUGAUAUAUUAUAUUGUAUUAUUAUUAUUAUUAUACGUAUAUUUAUCAAUUAUAAAUAUCAUCAUCAUUAUUAUUAUUAUGCUCGCACCAAAGUAGACAUCAUGUCAUUAUAUGAUAUUAUUAAACUAUUCAAAUUUUUAGAAAUUUUACAUAGCAAGGAUUUUUAUUUUACUUCUCUA
Melanaphis sacchari is the source of this 4419-nucleotide messenger RNA. Its product is annotated as PR domain zinc finger protein 16-like. The record is from RefSeq and is a predicted model, not a curated record. Gene Ontology annotation, molecular function: RNA polymerase II cis-regulatory region sequence-specific DNA binding; DNA-binding transcription factor activity. Gene Ontology annotation, biological process: regulation of transcription by RNA polymerase II. NCBI's taxonomy places the organism in Eukaryota, Metazoa, Arthropoda, Insecta, Hemiptera, Aphididae. The transcript is spliced from 7 exons. The coding region runs from base 513 to 3524 and encodes 1003 amino acids.